UCGCCGUUUUUAACUCUCCCGGAAGUAAAACAGAAAAGAAAACACAUUGCCGAGACAGUCUGGUAUGAGUCCUCGUCAUUGCGUUGAUUACGGCAUCGUUUCCUGUUUAUGUAGUUAACAUUCCGUUUAUAUAACAUAGCAAACACAAGUAGCUAUUAAUAUUCUCAUAAACUUGUCUUGGUGCGCCUUAAAGCUUCGUAAACUCUCUCAGCUUGCUAGCUGCAAAGUUAGCAACAUAUCGUUCAGCAGCGCACGAGUGUAGAUGUAAAGUGUUAUGAUUAUCGUGUGAAAAUGUGUAAAGUUGAAAUGCUGAGAGCGUUGCUGAAUCAGCGACUAAAUGCGGCCGUUGAAGAAGUAUUUGUAGUGUUUGAAAGAACGAUAGCUGAGUACGAGAAGGAACUUUGUAGGACGAAAGAGGAGAACGAGCGGCAACGACAACUCCUGGAUGCUGUUUUCAAGAAACCUCGACACGUACCAGAUGUCAGUGAAGAAGAUCUGAAUCCAGAACAGCAGGAUCGGAGCUCCAGGGUGGAACAGGAGGAGCCAGAGCCUCCCUACAUUAAAGUGGAAGAGGAUGGAAAGCACCUUCAAGGGCUGGAUUUCUCGGUGUAUCGUGUCAUUGUGAAGAGUGAAGAUGAUGAAGACAAAGGUCAAGGGGAAGAAGGUGCAAGCAGCAGUUCAAGUCGUCACAAGACAACAAAAGGUGAUGGAGGAUCACAAGCAGACAGCCGCUUAGCGCCAUUGUCUGAUAGUGGUGACACAAUGUCUGACACUGACGAUGAGCACUCUAAAAAUGAUGUGACAGGACACACUGAUGACAAACACGUGAAAUGUACUCAGUGUGACAAAACGUUUGGAAACAAGCGGAAUCUGAAACGACACAUGAGAUGUCACACCGGAGAGAAACCCUUCCUGUGCUCAGAUUGUGGCAAAAGAUUCUCUCGGAAGGAUUAUUUAAUAACACACACCAGAAAACACACAGGAGAAAAACCUUUUUCCUGCUCAGUCUGCAACUCAAGUUUUACUUUUCAGUCGGCAUUAUUUCAGCACAUGGAAACCCACUUUGGGGAGAAACCGCAAUGUCCUCAAUGUGACAAAACCUUUGGCAACAAGAGAAACCUGAUAAGACACAUGAGGCGUCACACGGGAGAAAAACCAUGCAUCUGCUCAUUCUGUGGUGAAAGAUUCUCCCUGAAGAGAAGUUUGAUCAGACACAUCAGAACACACAUUGGUGAGAAAACCUUCUCCUGCUCCAUCUGUGACACAAGUUUCUGCUAUCAGUCCGGUUUGAGUAAGCACAUGAAGAAACACACCGGCGACGGUGUUGAGCUUAAGUGUGUGUGAUUUGCGACCCUUUCAGUUUGAGCAACAUCCAAGUGAUGAUGUACCAAGACAAAGGUAACAGGUAUGGAAAACAGUUUGAGCAUUUAUUCAUUGCUCCUGUUAUCCAGUGAAAGGUCCACGUACAAGUACCCUCUUUGUUCUCCCUAGUAGGACAAGAUUGGCGCACAAGUGUGUACAUGUACCCAAACACUGAUACAUGUGAAUAUUAGCCAGAUGAUAUGUAUUUAUAUUGUAUAUGUGGACUGCUGUGAUAUGUUGUGAUGUGCUCAACCGCUAUUAUAGUCGUGGAGAUCUGCAGUAGCUUUCUGUCCUUGAUACUCUACACGUAUUCUCAUGCUUAAUGUGUGUACUUCCAGGCACUCAUCGGUAUAAGUAGGCCAUCCCUCAUUUACUGCCACAACCAUGCCAUAAUGUUGUUCAAUAAAGAUGUCAACUCUUGGGCAAAUAUAAGCUUGGAA
Hippocampus zosterae (dwarf seahorse) is the source of this 1802-nucleotide messenger RNA. Its product is annotated as gastrula zinc finger protein XlCGF8.2DB-like. The record is from RefSeq and is a predicted model, not a curated record. The coding region runs from base 292 to 1344 and encodes 350 amino acids. Gene Ontology annotation, molecular function: DNA-binding transcription factor activity; RNA polymerase II cis-regulatory region sequence-specific DNA binding. Gene Ontology annotation, biological process: regulation of transcription by RNA polymerase II. The transcript is spliced from 2 exons. Lineage: Eukaryota; Metazoa; Chordata; Actinopteri; Syngnathiformes; Syngnathidae.